AUGCAGGAGCGGAAGGACUUACCGGUCAAAAACAAAACGAAUAAUGACCAUAAGCAAAUAAAAUAAAAAUGGGGCGACUGAGGGUUAAAAUCAUAUUUAAACCAAUUGAAAUUUCAGUCGAAUUGAAUUGAAAUUAUUCUUCAUUAUCAGAUAUCAUCAUCAUCAAUUGAACAAGGUUUGUCAAAAUGUUAACUAGAUUAGGAUUAAACCCAGGUGCUGUCAACACAUUCCAUUUUUUUGCUUAUUCAAUUACCUUUGGUGGUUCAUUAUAUUAUUCCUAUGUUAUUUCACCAUUGGUAUUUAAGAAAUUACCAAGAGAAGAAUUCAGUAAUUUACAAAACCAAGUAUUUCCAACUUAUUUCAUUGGUCAAGUUAUUGGACCCAUUGUGAUUGGUUUAAGUAGUCCAUCCAAAUUAUGUCCAUUUACUACUGGAUUAUUAGCUUUAAGUUCCCUUGGGGGUUUGAUUAAUUAUUAUUGGUUAUUACCAGUUUGUCGUACCAUUAAAGAAGAAAGAAAUAAAUUGGUGGCUGCUAAAUUAGAUAAAGAUGAUAAAGGUGAAUUAACUGAAGAAUUCAAACAAUUGAAUAAGAAGUUUGGUAUUUAUCAUUUACUUUCUACUUUUGUUAAUACCACUGCCAUCUUAGAGUUAGGUAUUUAUGGUUGGGUCUUAUCUAGAAAGAUUAAAAUCUAAUUGAGUGACAUAUAUUCUGUAUAUCUGUCUGUCUGUCUAUCGAAUGUAAAUAGUUGUUAUUAGUUUAAUUUUGUUAUUAAAUUAUUUUAAAAAAUAAA
Molecule: messenger RNA, 790 nt
Organism: Scheffersomyces coipomensis
Lineage: Eukaryota; Fungi; Ascomycota; Pichiomycetes; Serinales; Debaryomycetaceae
Exons: 1
Coding region: 186-692 (168 amino acids)
Source: RefSeq, a predicted model, not a curated record